Messenger RNA from Mytilus californianus (California mussel), 1947 nucleotides. RefSeq names its product endoglucanase A-like. The transcript is spliced from 11 exons. Lineage: Eukaryota; Metazoa; Mollusca; Bivalvia; Mytilida; Mytilidae. Bases 69 to 1922 code for a protein of 617 amino acids. The record is from RefSeq and is a predicted model, not a curated record. Gene Ontology annotation, molecular function: hydrolase activity, hydrolyzing O-glycosyl compounds. Gene Ontology annotation, biological process: carbohydrate metabolic process.
GGUGAUACGUACACGCAUGUAUGACUGCCAUGAUAAUGACAUGACAUGGGUUGGUUAUUAAAACCAAAAUGAAUACAAAUAUUUUCAGGAAUUACGAAACACUACUAUUUGGUUUCCAUAUAUCGAUGUUAUUACAGUUAAUGACCUGGGUAGCUGAAAUAGAGUCUACGAGCACCGACAAAACAGAACUUUUACUUUCAAAUAAGGACUAUGAUAAAGAUGUUUUGUCCGGGGGGAACCUAAAAAUCGACUUUGAAGCACGUACACCCAGUAGCACAGCUCCAGUAGGGAAAAUUACAAUAGAAGGACAGGGUCCACCAUCAACAGGAACACAACAACCAAAUCAACCAACGGAUAAUUCAACAGUACCACCAGUUUCGACAAAGAAUUCGACAGUAUCACCUGUUUCGACAAAUAAUUCAUCAGUUCCACCUGUCCUGACAAAUAAUUCAACAGUACCACCUGUUUCGACAAAUAAUUCAACAGUACCACCUGUCCUGACAAAUAAAUCAACAGUACCACCUGUUUCGAUAAAUAAUUCAACAGUACCACCAAGUCAUUUUGUAAAUUUGACUCCACCAUCCGGAGUUGGACGAUCUAAGAUGAAAUAUGACUAUGGUAAUGCCAUGGGACUUUCCAUCCUAUUUUAUGAUGCUCAGAGAUCUGGUAAACUUCCUAGUAACAACCCAAUCUUAUGGAGAGGUGAUUCUGCAAUGGGUGAUAAUGGGGAUGGACACGACCUAACAGGAGGCUGGUAUGAUGCUGGAGAUCACGUCAAAUUCAACCUUCCGAUGGCAACGUCAGCACACGUUCUAGGGUGGGGAUUGGAGAAAUUCAAAGAUGCCUAUGAACAUGCUGGAAAACUGGAUGACAUGUAUGAUUGUUUAAGAACACCACUGGACUAUUUCCUGAAAUGUUGGAUUCCAAGCCAGCAAACUUACUGGGUUCAGGUAGGUGAUGGUGGAGCAGACCACGCUUUCUGGGGAAGAGCAGAGGACAUGCACAUGAGUAGACCAGCUUAUAAAAUUCACCCCGGGGCACCAGGAAGUGAUGCUGCAGGAAACACAGUUGCAGCACUUGCUAUCGGAGCAGUUGUUUUCAAAGAGAAAGAUACUGGUUACAGUGCUAAAUUAUUGGAAGCUGCUAAAUCCUUGUAUGAGUUCGCAAAAGCUAAUCCCGGUAUAUAUUCAAAUAGCGUUCCCCAAGCAAAGGCUUUUUAUGGAUCCUCCGGAUAUACAGACGAAAUGUGUGAAGCAGCAGCUGAACUAUAUAAAGCCACAAAAGAUCAAAAAUAUUUGACAGAUGCAAAGUCUUUCUACGAUCCUACACUAGCCUGGGGUUAUUUUUGGGAUAACAAACAACCAGGUUGUCAGCUUCUACUCUGGGAAUUAACUCAAGAAACUAAAUAUAAAGCUAACAUGGAAGAUUUCAUUGCAUCAUACGGACCUGGUGGAUCGAUAUCUAUGACACCAUGUGGAUUGACUUACAGGGGAAAAUGGGGAUCAAACAGAUAUGCUGCUAAUGCCGCUUCCAUUGCCGUGAUUGCUGUUGCUGACGGAAUAGGUGGGGAUAAAUUUCUAAAUUACGCCAUGUCACAAAUAAACUACAUCUUAGGUGACAAUAAUUUACGUUUGAGUUAUGAAAUAGGAUUUGGAAAUAAUUAUCCGAAGAGGCCUCACCACAGAGGAGCUGCAUGUAAGCCAGGUCGGUGUGCGGCCUCAUCGCAAGAUAGUCCAAAUAUUGUGUACGGUGGACUUGUGGGUGGACCAGAUCAGAAUGACGACUAUCAAGACAAUCGAGAUGAUUAUGUCAAAAAUGAAGUCGCUUGUGAUUACAAUGCAGGUUUCCAAACUGCAUGUGCAGGUCUCUACCAUUUCGCAAUCAAUAACCAGCUGCCUCCUGCCGAACCGGCAAAAUGUUGAUUUUCAUAUACCGACCUUUAAGACU